Papaver somniferum (opium poppy) is the source of this 354-nucleotide messenger RNA. RefSeq names its product cysteine-rich repeat secretory protein 57-like. Bases 1 to 354 code for a protein of 117 amino acids. NCBI's taxonomy places the organism in Eukaryota, Viridiplantae, Streptophyta, Magnoliopsida, Ranunculales, Papaveraceae. The transcript has a single exon. The record is from RefSeq and is a predicted model, not a curated record.
AUGGGUUUCGUAAAUGAACUCAUUAUCUUAAUUUUGAUCUUCAUAGUCUACCAUGAUCAAACUGCACAGGCUCAGGAACCUACUCCGAAUUAUCUAGCUUGGAAGUUCUGUAUAGAUGGUAAUUAUACCGCAAACAGUACAUAUCAAACCAAUCUCAACCUCUUGCUCUCUUCUCUUUCAACUACAUUCACAAACAACAACACAGUCCCUCGGUACGGUUACCGGAAAAUCACAACCGGAAAAGGCUCCGGUACUGUUUACGGAUCGUUACACUGUCGGGAGGAUGUAACACCGGAUAUAUGUUCGAAAUGUGUUCAGCUUGCAACGGAUGAAGUGGUGGCGGAUACUGGGUGA